AAAACACUCAAGCUUCUAUAAUCUACACUACACAGUACAGACCUUUUUGUGGCUCAACGGUUGAACGUGGGCUCAACGAUUAUCCAAACACAGCUUAACUCGUCUUCUUUCUUUCGCUAGCUCGCUCAAGUUCUCUCUCGCUGAAAAAUAACAAAGUUGCAAAUUGCUCUCUCUCUGUUUCCAGUGAAAGAAAAGGAUGUCAAGUGGAGCAACAUACUGGUGUUACACAUGCAGGCAGCCAAUCUGCCUUGCAAGGAGGGAUCACAUUUGCCCCUACUGUGACGAAGGCUUCUUGCAAGAACUUGAUGAAUUGCAAGGAGGUAUGGAACAAAGAGGUUCUGAACCAAGAAUGGGUGGAAGAUACAUAAACUUUGGUGUUAGGAGGCCUGGUUCUACCCCUCUUCCUGAAUCAUGGACUCGAGGUGUGUUCAUAUUUCCCAAUCAAGAGGUGGCCGCAGAUCGGGAAGGAUUCUUUGAACAACACAUUACAAAUGACCCGCUUGGUGCAUCACAAUCUUCAAUUGAUGCAAUGCCAACUAUUAAGAUCACACAUGAACACCUCUACUCAAAUCCAAAGUGUUCAGUUUGUAUAGAAAGAUUUGAAGUGGGUUCUGAGGCCAGGAAGAUGCCAUGUGACCACAUUUACCACUCAGACUGCAUCGUUCCAUGGUUAGUUCAUCAUAACUCAUGUCCUGUUUGCCGUGGUAAGCUGCCACCCGAAGGACAUGUUAGUUCUCGUGGUAGUCAAAUUUGGAGAGGAAGGAAUGUCAAUGGUAAUAGUGAAAAUGAUAUCUAUAGGGGUAGGGAGAAUAGACAGUUCAACGAUGGAUGGAGAAAUCUACUAUCAUUUUUGAAUUUUUGCGGCCAAUCCUUUCUUCUAAUUCAAAUACUUAAUCGUUGGAGCUGAGACUGGGGAUACUACUCUCCUACAACUCUUUGACCAGAACAAUGGCAGAAGUUAACUGAGUUUCAUUUCUUCUCCAGCUGUCAAAUAAUGCUUAUUUAAAUGACAUGAAUAAAGCUUCUGAAUGCUUUGAACUUGAUCUCAUAAAGAUACUAUUAGAUCAUAGAAGUAUGUGAAAAUGUUUGUAAAUACAAUAUUUUUGGAAGCAAUUUUCGUUCUAUAUUUUUGGUUGCUUAGUAGCUUAACCUUGUAGGUAAUUUGCAUGGUCUAUUCUGAAUGUGUUUGGGAGAUAAGAGGAAAACGAAUCAAAGGGGAAGGAAAGGUGAGUGAUAAAAGAGAAACUGUGGAGCUUAACCUAUGUAUGUAUCAUCCCAUAAUGUAUAGACCUUAAUUAUGCCCUCCUUUGAUAUUCAUGUAUUUUAGUAUUUGUCUCACCUCUUAAGGAGACAAACACAACACUUUGCAAAAUUGGAUAUGCAUGCAAUAGACAAAAAUGUAGGACCAUAAGGAUAUACUAUCCUUGAAUUUAUACGAAAAAUUGAGAUCUGAAUGGAAAUGGGUUUAAUUUUCUUA
This is a messenger RNA of Glycine soja, 1477 nucleotides long. Its product is annotated as E3 ubiquitin-protein ligase RZF1-like. Bases 197 to 907 code for a protein of 236 amino acids. Gene Ontology annotation, biological process: protein ubiquitination. NCBI's taxonomy places the organism in Eukaryota, Viridiplantae, Streptophyta, Magnoliopsida, Fabales, Fabaceae. Gene Ontology annotation, cellular component: cytoplasm. Gene Ontology annotation, molecular function: ubiquitin protein ligase activity. The transcript is spliced from 3 exons. The record is from RefSeq and is a predicted model, not a curated record.